CCCAGAUAUCGCCGGAACCGGAUGCAGUUAAGUUAGCUGUUCCCUGUGUUGUGUUGAUUUUCUAGAGAGAGAGAGAGAGAGAAGGAAAAAGAAGACCUGACGUUUUGGAAUAACCUAAACUGCCUUCCCCUGUCUUACUCCUUAAUCCAAACCUCAAAGGAAUAAGUGGCAACCUCUGAAUCAGUCAAUGGGAAAAAUCUAACAAUGUUUAGCUUUGAGGGAGAUUUCAAGACAAGACCCAAGGUAUCACUUGGAGGAGCAAGUAAAAAGGAGGAGAAAGCUUCUCUGCUGCACCGCACUCAAGAAGAAAGACGAAAAAGAGAGGAUGAAAGGAAACGACUGAAGAAUUCCAUUAUCAUUCAGUCCUACAUACGUGGGUACCAGGACUUAAAACGACAGUAUGCUAUCCAGAGGGCCAGGUUUGACGAGCGUGUCAACCAGACGGUGACAGGGGGAGCUCAGCAUGCCUUGGAUGGUCCAGCUCUCUGCCUCUUAUCAAGACAGCUCAUAUUUUUCUACAGACAGAGUGUGGAUGCACAUAGAUUGAUAUGGUUGUGCCAGAACCUGGUGAAACUCAACAGUCAGUUUGUGAAGCUGUUGGUGGGCCCACAGAGACAAACAUGUAUGUUUCAGAUCAAGAGGAUCUUAGGCUUCUGCUGCAGACUCCUACAGAACUGCACGGAUGACAGUUUAAAUGUGGCGGUUCCCAUGCGGAUGCUAGAUAUCUUUUCUUCAGAGAAAACCUAUGUUCCCGUUAUUCCAGAUGCUAACUAUGUAGCUUCAUUACUCGAGCAGAUUUUGCACUAUAUGGUACAGAAAGGAUACUACAGGUCGCUGUAUAUUCUUGUGAAUCACAGGCUCCCUUCCAGUCUGGAGUACACUGACGCUCCUUCUGUCCCUCUAGCAAGCACACUGUUGGAGCACAUUCUCAAACCUCUGCACUUUACCUACUCCUCCUGCACAACAGGCGCAAGGCAGUUUGUAUUCGCAGCCUUUACUGAGGAGUUUAUCUCUACACCGUUCACCGAGCAGAUCUUUCACUUCUUUAUCCCGGCACUGUCGGACAUUCGACUCUCAUUCCCAUUCGAGGCCUUCCUGAGCUCCCUCCAGGGCACCAUCGGCUCCUCCUCGGCACCACAGAGCAAGGCACCGUGGGUGUUUUACUUCGUCCUCUCUGCAGGGGAGAACUGCUUAGGCUCACUAUCAGAGGAGGGUCUCCAGCUGUACCUUCGGGCUCUGCAGACGCUGUUGCCACUGCUGCCAGUGUCGGAGAGCAGCGGCAGGCCUGAAGUUACUAGCGAUUCAGAGGACGACGAUGACACUGGCAUCCAUCCACCCCCGAUGCAGGAUGACAGCAGAAUCUCUGUGCAGCUGAUCACAGAGGAGUGUGUCCACAAGCUGGACACUAAGCAUCAGACUAACGCCCUGCUGAACCUGGUGUGGAGGGACUCAGCCAGUGAGGAGGUUUUCACCAUGAUGGCAUCCAUUUGUCACACACUCAUGGUCCAGCAUCGCCUCAUGGUGCCAAAAGUCAGACUUCUCUACAGUUUAGCUUUCAAUGCGCGUUUCCUGAGGCAUCUCUGGUACCUGAUAACUUCCAUGACAACAAAAAUGAUCACUGGCUCCAUGGUGCCGCUGCUGCAGCUGAUCUCGCGAGGGUCUCCCAUGUCUUUUGAGGACUCUAACCGCAUCAUUCCCCUCUUCUAUUUAUUUAGUUCUCUCUUCAGCCACUCUCUUAUCUCCGUGCAUGACAGCGAAUUUUUUGGUCACGAAAUGGAAGGUAGCAGACUUUUUCCCCUUUUUUUAUUGAAUGAGAAACAAGGUCAGACGCAGUCCUCCAUGAUGCCCUUCACGUUGACAGAGCUGGUGACUCUGUCUCGCUGUCUGAGGGACGCGUGCCUGGGAAUCAUCAAGCUGGCCUACCCAGAGACCAAAGCAGAGCACCGUGAAGAGUACAUGGCUGCCUUCCGCAGUGUGGGUGUCAAGACAAACACUGAGGUCCAGCAGCGCAUCCAGGCCGAGCAGAAACGCUGGGUACAGCUCUUCAAGGUCAUCACUAACUUGGUGAAGAUGGUGAAAGCUCGCGACAUUAGACGACCCUUCUGUCCAGCAGGUCACUGGCUCUCUGAGGAGGUCAACAUCCGAGCAGAUAAGGUCACCCAGUUGUAUGUCCCGUCUGCAAGACACGUGUGGAGAACACGAAGGAUGGGCCGCAUUGGACCACUUCAGUCAACACUUGAUGUUGGUUUAGAGCCUCCGCAGCUGUCUGUGUCUGAAGAGAGACAUCUGGCCAUCCUCACAGAGCUCCCUUUUGUGGUUCCCUUCGAGGAGCGAGUCAAGAUCUUCCAGAGGUUAAUCUAUGCUGACAAACGGGACGUGCAGGGGGACGGGCCAUUCCCUGAUGGUAUCAAUGUCACCAUCAGACGCAACUACAUCUAUGAGGAUGCCUACGAUAAACUCUCUCCAGAAAACGAACCGGACCUGAAGAAAAGGAUUAGAGUCCAUCUGCUGAACGCUCAUGGUCUCGACGAGGCAGGCAUUGACGGUGGCGGCAUCUUUCGCGAGUUCCUCAAUGAGCUCCUCAAGUCGGGCUUCAAUCCCAACCAGGGCUUCUUCAAGACAACCAAUGAGGGCCUGCUGUAUCCCAACCCCGCCGCAGAGAUGCUGGUUGGAGACUCCUUUACGAGGCAUUACUACUUUCUCGGCAGGAUCCUCGGAAAGGCACUCUAUGAGAACAUGCUGGUGGAGCUGCCCUUUGCCAGUUUCUUCCUGUCCAAACUUUUGGGAACCAGUGCAGAUGUGGACAUCCACCACCUGGCAUCAUUGGACCCGGAGAUGUACCGCAACCUUCUCUUCCUAAAGAGCUAUGAGGGUGACGUGGAGGAGCUGGGCCUCAACUUCACAGUGGUCAACAACGAUCUGGGAGAGGCUCAGGUGGUUGAGCUGAAGCUCGGAGGCAAAGACAUUCCCGUGACCACAGCCAACCGGAUAGCCUACAUCCAUUUGGUGGCUGACUACAGACUGAACAAGCAGAUCAGGCCUCACUGCCUGGCCUUCAGACAGGGCCUGGCCAAUGUGGUCAACCUGGAGUGGCUGCGCAUGUUUGACCAGCAGGAGAUCCAGGUGCUGAUAUCUGGGGCUCAUGUGCCAAUUUGUCUUGAUGACCUGAAGAAGUUCACAAACUACUCAGGCGGGUACUCGGCCACUCACCCAGUCAUCCAGAUCUUUUGGGAGGUGGUUGAAGGCUUCACAGACGAGGAAAAGCGCAAGCUGCUGAAGUUUGUCACCAGCUGCUCCAGGCCUCCACUGCUGGGCUUCAAGGAGCUUUACCCGGUCUUCUGCAUCCACAACGGGGGCACCGACCUGGAGCGCCUGCCCACUGCCAGCACCUGCAUGAACCUGCUCAAGCUCCCGGAGUUCUGCGACCAGAACCUGAUGAGGAACAAGCUGUUGUACGCCAUCGAGUCCUCUGCCGGGUUCGAGCUGAGCUGAAGCGGGCGAAAGGCUUCUCUGUCCCUGCAUCGAUGGACUCGACGCCACAGAACUGGCUUGGAAGCUAAAGACUUGAGACAAAAGAGAAAAAAAAAAGAGAGAGGAUGGAAAGCAAAUGAUGCACUGACCUGUCUGAUUUACUGUGUUUGUGUGUGUAUGAGUGUGUGCGUGCCAAGCCGUGGGUGAGGAAAUAAUCACCCACAGACUGAGGGAAAAGGGGUGCAAGGAUGAAGCGGGGUAGGAAGCCUCUUUUUUUAAAAUCCUUGUUUCUUUUAAGUAAUUUAAAUGUUGAAUCAAUUGUCAGUAUACUUCAGAGGAGAACAGCGCUACAGUUGAAUUUUGCAGGAAAUAUCAUGCAAGAGUAAAUAACAGAGUGGCAGCUGCUCUCUUGUGUAAUCUAACAUGAAACGACAGUUAUUUUUCACCAAAGAUUAAGUGGCAUCAUACAAAAAUAAAAAAAAAAGGCAAUAUAACUGACAGACAGACCGGACAGAGACAGACUGUAGGACUCUAAAGCCACUUUGUGGUGUGCCAAGGGCUGCAGAGGUGGAGGAGCUUUUCUGUAUAGCCAUCGUCUAUUUUCACGUCGAGGUCAUCAGAACUCCAGUUUUUUUGAUUUCUCCAAUGAUUAUUAUUACUGGUAAUAACCGUCAUGUCCGAUAUCCAUACCGUAAGUGUGCACACGCCAUCUGAAGUGUGUAUAUGGCUUAUAUUGCUGGAAUAGAUUUGGAGGGAAGUAUUAUAUAAUUAUGGAUUUGUGAAUAUGUAUAUGUUUACAACUACUCUUCUAUUAUUCAUUUCUUCAGUAUGUGUACAGGUUUGUUUUUUCUUUCCCUUUGUGUGAUCAAUGGAGGCCUCAUGUUAUUCACACAUGCUCACUAGAGAGAACCAUCUCUUCCCUGGUCAGCGCCCUGAAGUUUGCUUUCAGGGGAGCAACAACCGUUCCGUUGAUAAGGCUUACAAAUGAUGAGUAUACCAACAGGGUAAGAAAAAAAAUACCAUAUGGAAAUGAAUAAAACCCACUUUUCUUUUUUGCA
This is a messenger RNA of Dicentrarchus labrax (European seabass), 4529 nucleotides long. RefSeq names its product ubiquitin protein ligase E3C (gene ube3c). Gene Ontology annotation, molecular function: ubiquitin protein ligase activity. Lineage: Eukaryota; Metazoa; Chordata; Actinopteri; Moronidae. The record is from RefSeq and is a predicted model, not a curated record. The transcript is spliced from 24 exons. Gene Ontology annotation, biological process: protein polyubiquitination; ubiquitin-dependent protein catabolic process. The coding region runs from base 205 to 3492 and encodes 1095 amino acids.